CAUUAAUCGAGCUGUCUUGGUCAGAUUGGAAAGAAGAAUCUCUUGAUCAAUAGUUCUUACGCUGAACCUCUCUCUAAGGAAGAAGAAGAAGAAAGAAAGAAUGAACGUCGAAGAAGAGAUUCAGAAACUGGAAGAAGAGAUCCAUCGUCUUGGUUCUCGUCAGCCCGAUGGCUCUUACAAGGUGACGUUUGGAGUCUUGUUCAAUGACGACCGAUGUGCCAACAUCUUCGAAGCAUUGGUUGGGACAUUGAGAGCCGCCAAGAAACGCAAAAUUGUGGCUUUCGACGGUGAACUCUUGCUUCAAGGUGUUCACGACAAGGUUGAGAUCACUCUCCGACCAACACCACAGCCACCGCAACCUGCUUCUGCCUCCUCCUCCUCCUAAGUUUCCCAUUUCUGCUUUUCAAUCUUUAUAUCCUCUCUCUGUGUGUGUGUGAUAAAAUGAUAAACUCCAGGACCAAUGAUUUCCUUUGCUUCUCUAUUGGAAUCACGUAUAAAGCUUGAGCUGUUUUUCA
Molecule: messenger RNA, 515 nt
Organism: Capsella rubella
Lineage: Eukaryota; Viridiplantae; Streptophyta; Magnoliopsida; Brassicales; Brassicaceae
Product: costars family protein At4g33640
Exons: 2
Coding region: 101-385 (94 amino acids)
Biological process (GO): regulation of actin filament-based process
Source: RefSeq, a predicted model, not a curated record